This is a messenger RNA of Triplophysa dalaica, 1943 nucleotides long. It is a transcript of the gene znf76, whose product is annotated as zinc finger protein 76. Gene Ontology annotation, biological process: regulation of transcription by RNA polymerase II; central nervous system development. The transcript is spliced from 13 exons. NCBI's taxonomy places the organism in Eukaryota, Metazoa, Chordata, Actinopteri, Cypriniformes, Nemacheilidae. The record is from RefSeq and is a predicted model, not a curated record. Gene Ontology annotation, molecular function: DNA-binding transcription factor activity, RNA polymerase II-specific; RNA polymerase II cis-regulatory region sequence-specific DNA binding. Gene Ontology annotation, cellular component: nucleus. The coding region runs from base 459 to 1886 and encodes 475 amino acids.
AUCCCAGACUGCGCUGCUGCUGCACGAGUGAAUGAUGGGAUAGUGGAGGACAAACACAAACACACACGCGUGUCAUUUCAUUUUAUAAUGAUGCGCGCGUGUGUGUUUAUAUGUUUGUGUAUAAGUGUUUGUUUAAACGAGUGUGUGUGUGACACGAGGCCUGCGGCGCUGCGCGUGUCCGUGUUUUACACUUCCUCACUUAACUACUGUGCUUGUAUUAUAGUAUUGAGAUGUAGUGUACGAUCAUAAUAAUAUCCCAUAAUGUUUACUUGUUUUAUUAAUCAACACCCUGCUGUUGUUAUGGUAUAUUUUCAAAUAACACCACAGGACUUUUGUGUAAUUUAUGAGUGCAGAUGAAACAUAAACACACGUGACUUGUGUCUGUGACCCACAACAGAAGUUUAAUUCUUGUAUGUAAUAUAUCACACACAAACACACACAAUGUUUGUUUCAGUGUUAUGGAGGGUUUGGGUAUGCAGGCCGUGACUCUGUCUGACGGGUCGACGGCGUUCCUCCAGCAGAACGUCAUCGAUGGGAGUGUCCUGGAGGGAAACACUGUUGAACUGGAGGAUGGAUCCACAGCGUUCAUACAACAUAUCACACUUCAAGAGAAAGAGUCGCUGGCGUUCGAGGACGGUCAGGCGGUGCAGUUGGAGGACGGAUCGACUGCGUUCAUUCAUCACGCACCUAAAGGUUAUGACCCCAGCGCAGUGGAGGCCGUUCAGCUGGAGGACGGCAGCACCGCUUACAUCCAUCAUCCGUCCUCUCUGGAGAACUACAGCGAUACGAUGAUGAGGUCAGAGGUCGAGAUUGAGGACAACGCAGAGGACAGAGACACAACAGAGCAGACAGCCAUACAGCUGAUGGUGUGGAGCUCCAGUAAAGUUCAUCAGGUCGCUGAGAAAAGUUUCCGCUGCGCUCACACAGACUGUGAUCGUCACUACACAACAGCACAUCAUCUGAAGGUGCACGAGCGCUCUCACACAGGUGACCGGCCGUACAGGUGUGAGGUUCCCUCCUGCAGUAAAGCCUUCGCCACAGGUUACGGUCUGAAGAGUCACGCAAGGACGCACACCGGAGAAAAACCCUACAAGUGUCCUGAAGACAUGUGUUACAAAGCCUUCAAGACCUCUGGAGACCUACAGAAACACCUGCGCACACACACAGGUGAGAAACCCUUCAAGUGUCCGUUUGAGGGCUGCGGUCGAUCCUUCACAACAUCAAACAUUCGUAAAGUUCACACGCGCACACACACGGGCGAGAGACCCUACAUGUGUCCUGAGACCACCUGUGGACGAGCCUUCGCCAGCGCCACCAACUACAAGAACCACAUGAGGAUACACACAGGAGAGAAGCCGUAUGUGUGUACAGUCCCGGGCUGUGGGAAGAGUUUUACGGAGUACUCCAGUCUUUAUAAACAUCACGUGGUGCACACACACUGUAAGCCGUACACGUGCAGUCACUGCGGGAAGACAUACAGACAGACGUCUACACUGGCCAUGCACAGACGCACAACACACGGAGACUUCAACACGGCCGGUGACGACGCAGACGUGUUCGACAGCUCGCCGCAGGCCGCUGCUGAGCAGGAAACCCAUGUUAAGGUACUCGGCACAGCCGUAGCCAUGGUAACGCAGGACAGAACAACCAGCGCUGGACAUCCGCAUGUCACCAUGGUUACGGAUGGCAACGAGCUGCAGCCGGUUGCCAUAGUAACAUCAGACGGCAUCAUGACGGAGGUGAAGGCGUAUCAGCAGGUGGCGCUGUUGGACGCAGAGAACGGCACGCAGAUCGCAGUACAGUUAGAAGAUCAGCAGACGUUAGAGGAGGCGAUCACCAUGGCAACAGCAGCGAUCCAGCAGAGCGGACUGACCUCAGAUCAGUGACCACAUCACAAUGUUUGUAGUUUGUAGUGUUCAUAAUAAAAUAUAUUUGUUUAUAAA